UUCUUCGUUAUAUUAUUUAAUUUCAGAAAGUGUCGCAAGCCAAACAUGAUAGAUAAUAACGUCGUGGAACGAGACACAACAACCGAUAGCUUAGAAGAGACGGAGGACUGCAAUAAUGAAACACCGCAGUGCAGUGAGAGCCCCCUACCCCCACUACAUAAUGAAAUACUGAUAAACAUCUUCUCCUAUUUGCCAUAUACCGACCUGACGCAAGCGCGCUUAGUUUGCCGGCUUUGGAUGGAGGCUGUCGCCUACACGAGAUUUGCAAAGAAAUUCUGUUUAAAAAUCAAAGAAGAUAAUGUACAGGAUAUUUGGCGGCAAUUACAAGAUAAAAAUAACACCUUCGCAAGCGGCAUGAUAUAUAACCAUAUGGUAUACAUGGGCAUUGAUGCCGAACAGCGGGAGGAAUUAUCAUUUAUAUUGCAGAAAAUUGGUAGACACGUGCGUAGCUUAAAACUGAAAACCCUGCAUGGCCUUGACGACUUGUAUGAGUGCUUUCCGAAAUUGGAACGUUUAACGUUAGAGGAUUUGUAUGUAUUUCCAACGCCUUUGCCAUUCGAAUUGAAUGCAUUCGACGGCUUAAAAAGCAUACACUUUGUGGACGAUUCGGUGCGACAAAGCUCAUCGGAAGCCUUACUCGCCAUUUGUUUGCGAGCGAAAACUACAGUUAAGCUCGAGGAGUUGAGCAUACGUGUCUACGCUGAGCACGCGGAACUCUUUCUGGCUGUGCUACAGGAUCAUGCGGACACUUUGAAGAGUCUGCAUGUGGUUUAUUUCGAAUCAAUAAACGAACCAAAUUUGCUGGUACAAAAAUGGAUGACAACCUUCUGUCGACUUAAGAAGUUGGAGAAAAUUAAAAUUUACGCCUGUAAUACGCAGAUUUUUGAGGGUACACUGAAGUGUUUGGAAGAAUUGCCUUUGCGUUAUUUGGAGGUGGAUUGCUUGAGGCCAGUAAAUCCAAAUAUUUGCAAACUACUGGAAUCGUGUUCCAAAAGACUCGAGCACCUCGCAUUCUUCAACUUCUAUCUGCCGAAAAGCAUAGCGGGCAUGCGUAUAAUAAGCAAUUGUUGUCGGCACUUGAAAAAGCUCAUACUGAGUUAUACGCGCCUAGUCGAGGAGGAUGAGCUCUGUAAUAUAGCAAGUAAUCUAGUGAAUUUGGAGGUGUUGGUACUGCAAUAUUGUAAGAAUGCGGUGACGAAUCGUUCGUUGGCAGCCAUUUUCAAACAUAUAACGGGUUUGCGCGAACUAGAUUUGAGUGGCAACAAUGAUUUCGAUGUUAAUGCAUUAAGAGGCAGCGGCGUUAAUCCGUUUCCGAUUCAACGCCUGCAAAGUUUGGAGAAACUGAAUUUGAAAUCAUGCCAACAACUAUCGAAUGACGAAUAUUUAGCAACACUAAAAUUUCCAUUUUUGCGUAGUUUAAGUUUUGGGCAUGGCAUGUAUACCGACAGUGGCAUACAGACUUUGGUGACACAGUGUCCACUGUUGGAGGAACUAAUCAUUACCUAUUGCCCAACAUUGGGUCGUAGCACUUUGUUUUGUAUAGCGAAAGCAUUGCCACGCCUACGCGUGCUGCAUCUGCUGCAUUGCGCCCAAGUGGACAAGUCUGUGCGCCUGAUACUCUAUAGUGCGUGUCCGCUUCUGGCGGACUUAGAAAUCUCCGAAAAGCGCACACUAACGAAGACAUAUUUUCAUCAGUAGUGUGAAUUGUUUGAAGAUAGACGAAACCAGUGAUGUUUAUGUUUUGUUUUGUUUCUUGAAGUACUCUUUUCUAGCUUAGACAAGUAUUUCUAUAUUAGUUUCUUGAGAACGGCAAUCUUUAUAUGCAAAAUAGCGUUAAUGAAAAAAAAAUGUAAUUAAGUACUUAUCAGUAAACAUAUGUUAGAUUUUGUAUACUAAUUUUCGUAUAAUAAUCUAUGUAAUUAUAAUGUGUAGACAUACAUAUAUACAUAUGUAUAUUAAUAUAAUAUAUGUUCAGAUCCAUAAAAGACGAUUGUUUACGUGAUGAAAGCCUCAGCAAAUAAUUUUACAUAUAAUUAAUAGUAAUGCAUUUAUUCUCAACACUAUAAAAAUAGAAUAUAGUUUUAAUAAAAAAAAUGACACUAAUCAAAUUUGAAAUAAA
This is a messenger RNA of Bactrocera dorsalis (oriental fruit fly), 2119 nucleotides long. RefSeq lists its product as uncharacterized. The record is from RefSeq and is a predicted model, not a curated record. Gene Ontology annotation, biological process: SCF-dependent proteasomal ubiquitin-dependent protein catabolic process. Bases 46 to 1698 code for a protein of 550 amino acids. The transcript has 2 exons. NCBI's taxonomy places the organism in Eukaryota, Metazoa, Arthropoda, Insecta, Diptera, Tephritidae. Gene Ontology annotation, molecular function: protein binding. Gene Ontology annotation, cellular component: SCF ubiquitin ligase complex.